AAGUGCUGUUUGUCAGUGAAGGAAUAAACCUGGAUGUGGUGUACUAGAACAACUCUGCUAAUGCUCAUGUAGCUGAAAUGCCGUUUUACUGAGUAAACUGAGUUGAGCUUUGUUGCUCCCUCUGUGGGUGUGUUGAACUCAUUCCUCCGGACUCCACCCUGCUGCCUUCUUCUCUCCACAGUUCCUGGAAGAGCGCUUCACUCCUGUCGGUCACACAUCGGUCUGAAGAGAGUAUAAAAGCUACCAGCCUUUUCAGAGGACCGGAAGUGGCCGACAGCUCGAGCGGGAGAGAUCUGCGGGAAUAUUUAGAAGCAGCUGGACGCCUCAUAAAUUGGAAUCAUGUCCAGGUCAGACUACCCUCCAGGGUAUGAGGACUCCCGUGGUCCUAUGUACCCACCUCAAGGCGGGGGCUACCCACCUCCACCUGCAUAUGGCUUCCCAUCUUAUGGUGGUCCGCAGCCAGGCCAGCCCUUUGCUCCCUAUCCAAGCAGUCCAAAUGCCCCUCUCUUCCCGGGUCAGCGAGCAGGGUAUCCUCCCGUGCCAUACCCAGGACAGCCUCACCCUGCUGGACCUCCAGGAGCUGGCUACCCGUCCCCACCACCCAUGCUUCCAGUCAUCCCACCCACCAUACCGUCAGGGGUUCUGAGCUCAGAUGAGGAGUUUGCUGCUAGCGGCAGCAACUGGGACGACCUGAGCAUUCGGCAUACCUUCAUCAGAAAGGUUUAUAUGAUUUUGGCCUCCCAGCUCCUCGUCACAACGGCCAUUGUUGCCAUAUUCACCUUUGUUGAACCCGUCCGGUAUUUCGUACAGAGAAACCAGGCUGUGUACUGGGCAUCAUAUGCUGUAUAUUUCAUCACCCACCUUGUGCUGGUUUGCUGUAAGGGCCCACGGAGGAAGUUCCCAUGGAACAUUAUUCUGCUGCUGGUCUUUACUCUGGCUUUGUCUUACAUGACCGGGACCAUCUCAAGUUACUAUGACACAAAAGCUGUGUUUCUGGCUCUCGGGAUCACUGCUGUUGUGUGCAUCGCUGUCACGGUCUUCUGCUUCCAGACAAAGGUCGACUUUACAAAGUGCCAGGGCCUAUUCUGUGUCCUCGGGAUUGUUAUGUUUGUGACUGGUAUCAUCGCAGCCAUCGUGCUUUCCUUCAAAUACAUUCUGUGGCUCCACAUGCUGUAUGCAGCUAUAGGAGCUAUAGUGUUCACUCUGUUCCUGGCGUACCAUACACAGCUCCUGAUUGGAAACAGGAAGCACUCCAUUAGCCCAGAGGAGUACGUCUUUGCCGCGCUCUCCAUCUACGUCGAUAUCGUCCAGAUCUUCCUGUUCCUGCUGCAGAUUAUUGGAGCUUCCACCAAAUGAUGUUGCUAAAGUCCACGCUCUUAUCAGAUGGGUGCUGGAAAGCAAUAUGCUCCAACAACUCUUCUAAAUAUAUUUUUUUCUUUAUUCCAACUUUUACUUUUUUGGGUAAAAAUGAUCAUACCAUUUUUUUAAAGGAUAUUUAAACAAUCCAGGGAAAGAGCCAAGUGGUUGAAUCCGAUUGUGUUAGUAUAUAUAUAUAUAUAUAUAUAUAUAUAUAUAUAUAAAAAUACUUUUAUACUUGUAAUAUACGUAUUUAUAGUACAAUAUAUCUUUUGAUGUACAAUAAUCUACACUGCUGUUUAACUUUCUAGUUCUUAUGAAGUAAGAGAGUAUUAUGGAUCCUUUCAAACUUUUCCUACCUUUUUUAUAUUAUGGCACAUACUGAGUACAAUUUAACUGAAAAACAACCAAAUCUGUUGGAACAAAUACAAGAGGUGCAGUUACUAGACCUUUGAAAUUAAUGCUCUGUAGGAGGACGUUUUGGUUUACCUUCAGCUUUUAGUCCUCUUUGUAGAGCUGUCAGAAUCCCUCUUUUUAAUAUCUGAAACAAUUCUCCAAAUCUCAGUUGUUGACGUCUUUUUAUCCACAGCCAUCAUCAGGUGACGCAGAAAAAUAAAAUCCCUUUUCAUCUUCAGCCUUCUUGCUGACAUCUGAAGGCUCACUGCCAAAACUGGCUGAUAUUUUGAAUUAUUCAUAAUUCCACCUUAACAAAAACCUCAGUUCCAUCUGAAGGAAAGCAACCCCAGACCAUGAUGCUGCCACUGCUGUGUUUCAUUCUGAGUGUGGUGUUCUUACAGCGAUCAACAGUGUUGUUUAUGUUCCUGUUUGGGAAUGGUGGUAAAACGUUUGACUUGUUUCAUCAGAUUAGAAAACAUUCUCCAAAAUGGUUUUAGGAUACUUUAGCCAACAUUGAAUCUUUUUUUGGAAGAAUGGAAUGCUGUCUUUCCCCCCUCCCACCCGGUAUUCCAGACAUAUGGAGAAUACGGGACAUUGCAGUCAGUUGUGGAACGCAACCAGUACUCGGAAAUUCCUGCAACUCCUGCAGGUUUAUUGUCAAGUAAACGUCCAGUUUCUGGACAGAUGAACUUCUUGAAAUGAUUUCUCAUUUUUGGGUCACAGAACCUGGCUUUUUAACAGGGACAUGAACACUUGAGAUCCUCUGUACAUAUCUGUGCUUUUUCUUUGCUACAAUUUAAUUCUAAACCUGAGUCACUCUAUGAUCAUAGCACCUUGGCAAUAAAGCCUGAAGCCUUGUAUCCUUGGCAAUUUUUCUAAAAAAAUGUUUGACAUAAAAUGUUGUACUACUGUUACUAAUGUGCCUGUUUGUUUUCCUGCUCAGUCAGAUUGGAAUCAGUCUGAGCUGACAGGGUGGGGUUUUCCCAAACACACCCAGUAAAACGUUGCAUUCAGAAAUGUUUCAGCUCAAGUAGGAGCAUCCAAAAGCUCUUGAUUUAAGCAACCCCACCCAACCGGACCUCCCAGGUUUAAACAUGCCAGGCCAGAGUUACAUGUUCUCCUUUAUUAAAGCAACAGUGUCAAAUAUUCAGCAUGUUAUAUUCAGCCCAUGUAGUUGGUGUAGAUAAUAGGGUGUAAAUAUGCAUCAUUCCUGAACACAAUGUUUGCAUUUUCAUAUGAAAUAAAUAGUUUCCUUUC
This is a messenger RNA of Girardinichthys multiradiatus, 3009 nucleotides long. It is a transcript of the gene tmbim1a, whose product is annotated as transmembrane BAX inhibitor motif containing 1a. NCBI's taxonomy places the organism in Eukaryota, Metazoa, Chordata, Actinopteri, Cyprinodontiformes, Goodeidae. Gene Ontology annotation, cellular component: membrane; Golgi apparatus; endoplasmic reticulum. Gene Ontology annotation, biological process: negative regulation of apoptotic signaling pathway. The transcript is spliced from 12 exons. The coding region runs from base 340 to 1356 and encodes 338 amino acids. The record is from RefSeq and is a predicted model, not a curated record.